AUGCCAGUCAAAGUUCUAUCCAAGUUCGAUGAGUUCCAGACAAUCAUCAACAGUGGGGAACCAGUCGUUAUCGAUUUCUGGGCCACUUGGUGUGGACCAUGCAGAAUGAUCUCCCCGAUCUUGGAACAGCUCUCAGACAACCCAGACGUGUCUAAAGUUCAAUUCUACAAAGUUGAUGUAGAUGAGGCAGAUGAGAUAGCUAAAGAUCAGCAGAUCAAAGCCAUGCCGACCUUCCGCCUUUACAAGGAUGGCAAAAUCGUCAAGGAGCUCGUUGGUGCCAACCCAGGAGCCCUUCAAGGGUUGGUUUCUGAAGGAGCGUUGCUUGUUUAA
Molecule: messenger RNA, 330 nt
Organism: Pleurotus ostreatus (oyster mushroom)
Lineage: Eukaryota; Fungi; Basidiomycota; Agaricomycetes; Agaricales; Pleurotaceae
Exons: 4
Coding region: 1-330 (109 amino acids)
Molecular function (GO): protein-disulfide reductase activity
Source: RefSeq, a predicted model, not a curated record